CCUCACCUUCCUAAGAGACCCAAGGCACACCUGACCCCCAACGCCAUGUCCUGCUGUAUUGCCCGCUGCUGCAGCGUCCCCACCGGCCCUGCCACCACCAUCUGCUCCUCAGACAAGUCCUGCCGCUGUGGAGUCUGCCUGCCCAGCACCUGCCCCCACACCAUCUGGCAACUGGAGCCAACCUGCUGUGACAACUGCCCCCCACCCUGCCACAUCCCUCAGCCCUGUGUGCCCACCUGCUUCCUUCUCAACUCCUCCUAUCCCACCCCAGACCUGGAGACCAUCAACCUCACCACCUACACUCAGCCCAGCUGUGACCCCUGCGUCCCAAGAUGCUGCUGACCGGUGGCCACUUUGCUCAGUGUCUGAUACUGAAGGAAGCCCCCAGAUGCUGCCCAGCCAGUUUUCACUUGCCUUGGUAGUUUAGCAGAUGUUAAGGUAGACCAGAUGGCCCAGAUAUGGAAACCUUACUUUGACAUUAAUGGAAAGAAAGCCAAGAAAAUUAAUUAUGGUUAUUUUGCCAGAUAACCAUUUGGUUCAUUUGAGCAUGUGAAUGUCUUCUGUUAUCAUAAUGCUAUUGAAUUCUUUAAGACUUAAAACUAUGUUUUCUUCGUCAUGUUGCUUCCUGGAUCUUAUUUCCUGUAUUGAGUAUUUUCAAAGAGGCAAAGGAAACUACUGGUGGGUUUCCUAAUAAACUUUAUUUCCCUGGCCACAUGUGUUCUUUAUUUAUGUUAGAGGCUUUGGUAUAUUUCUUCCACUAAAACAAAAUAGUAAAAAUAAAGAUAAGAUGGUUAUUUUAAUUUUUAAAAAGUUACAAUUAAAGGAAUGUUUGGAACUAGCUUGCUAAUAUGGCUUACUAACUUUUAAUUGGCUGUCUUCUAUGUUUGCCUUCUCUUACUCAGAUAAAAAUAAUUUUG
Marmota monax (woodchuck) is the source of this 917-nucleotide messenger RNA. RefSeq names its product keratin-associated protein 3-2. The coding region runs from base 46 to 342 and encodes 98 amino acids. Gene Ontology annotation, cellular component: keratin filament. Gene Ontology annotation, molecular function: structural molecule activity. The transcript has a single exon. The record is from RefSeq and is a predicted model, not a curated record. Lineage: Eukaryota; Metazoa; Chordata; Mammalia; Rodentia; Sciuridae.